This is a messenger RNA of Acanthamoeba castellanii str. Neff, 1221 nucleotides long. Its product is annotated as p21activated protein kinase PakA, putative. Gene Ontology annotation, biological process: regulation of MAPK cascade; intracellular signal transduction; protein phosphorylation. Gene Ontology annotation, molecular function: ATP binding; protein serine/threonine kinase activity. NCBI's taxonomy places the organism in Eukaryota, Discosea, Longamoebia, Acanthamoebidae. Bases 1 to 1221 code for a protein of 406 amino acids. The transcript is spliced from 14 exons. Gene Ontology annotation, cellular component: cytoplasm. The record is from RefSeq and is a predicted model, not a curated record.
AUGGUGGUUCCCCGAAGCUCAUCCAAUUCCAGCGGCGGACCGGUCGCCGCGGUCGCCAAGGCCGAGACCUCGCGGAGGAAGACCAUCGCCGGAGCCUCCUCCUAUUUCCGCGUCAACUCGGAGAGCGACAUGAAGGUGCUGCUCAAGAUCACGCAGGAGAAGUUCAAGAACGAGGUCCUCACCAACAAGCACCUCAAAACCCACGGCGACAUCGUACUCAAGAACCCCUACAAGCAAGUGCCGGCGCCAUCGCCUCCGCGACCAUUGCCCAAGGACACCGGCACGGAGAACAUGACCCUGGACGAGAUCAUCAACGACAGCAACCCGUACGAGAUCUUCGCAAAUGUACAGCACAUCGGUGGCGGAGGGUUCUCGCAGGUCUACUGCGCGGUGAUGAAGGAGAGCGGGCAGAAGGUGGCGAUCAAGAAGAUGUCGCUGGACGAGUGGUACGAGCAGGAUCUGCUGGUGGAGAUCGUCAUGAUGAAGGUCAGCAAACACCACAACAUCGUCUCCUACAUCGACACCUACCGCGACGACCGCAACUACCUCUGGGUGGUGAUGGAGUUCAUGGAGGAGGGGAGCUUGGAGAAGGUGAUCGACGCGUUCCCGCGCAUCAAGAUGACCGAAAAGCAGAUCGCCUACAUAUUGAAGGCGCUCGAGUACAUCCACGGGCUGCACCGCAUUCACCGGGACAUCAAGUCCGGGAACGUGCUCAUCGGGUCCAAGGGCGAGAUCAAGCUCGCGGAUUUCGGGUUCGCCGUGCAGCUGACGGAGGGGAAGCGGAAGCGGAACAGUUCCGUGGGCACCGUCUACUGGGAGGCGCCCGAAGUGAUCAGCGGAGACAACUACGACACGAAAGUGGAUAUCUGGUCGCUGGGCAUAUUGGCGCGUGAGAUGGCCGAGGGCGAUGCCCCGUAUUUUGAGCUGCCCCAAAUGGCCGCGCUACAACGGAUCUUCAGCGAGGGCAUUCCGCCGCUGAAGGACCCCGAUCGCUGGUCGGCCGCCUUCCAGCACUUCCAGGAGCUGUGCUUCUACCGCGAGCCCGAGAAGAGGCCCUCGGCCAACGAGCUCCUCCGCCAUCCGCUGUUCUACAACCUGGCGCCGGAGUCGCUCGAGGUGGUGGACCUGAUGCGACGCGCCAAGCAGCUGGAGCCCGGCCGCAAGGGCUCCUCCGCCAGGAGGCGAAGCCAAAAGCACGGCAGCGCCCGCGACUCAAGCUGA